AUGGCAGAGCCAAGUUCAACUAACAACAAGUCAUCAAAGAAGCGAUUGGCGUCAGGUAGUGCCGCCAAGUCUGCGCCCACGGAUGACGACUGGAUUAUGAUCGUUCAAGAUGAGAUCCUUCAUGACGAACCCGAAAAUGCCCCCGCCUAUGAGGUGUUGCUCGACACUCUUGUCGACAAUGGUUACAUUUUGAUGGACGAGUAUAAGACGGUGAAUACUGCAAAGGCCUCCGGAGACGACCUGAGGGAGCAGCCAGUCGUGAAUUAUAUCAUGGGCACGAUCCAGAUUGGGCUUCGGCCCAAUGAUGCAAAGCAGAUUGUCAUGGAAUCACACUCCCUUAUUCUACAGGUAUUGGCUGAGAGGUCGGCGAAAGAAAGAGGAAAGAGGUGCGACGGCAAGCUGAAGGAAAGCGACGCAUCAUCGGUAGAUUGA
Pestalotiopsis fici W106-1 is the source of this 432-nucleotide messenger RNA. RefSeq lists its product as uncharacterized. The transcript has a single exon. Lineage: Eukaryota; Fungi; Ascomycota; Sordariomycetes; Amphisphaeriales; Sporocadaceae. The record is from RefSeq and is a predicted model, not a curated record. The coding region runs from base 1 to 432 and encodes 143 amino acids.